This is a messenger RNA of Mesoplodon densirostris (Blainville's beaked whale), 2293 nucleotides long. RefSeq names its product tyrosine-protein kinase RYK-like. The record is from RefSeq and is a predicted model, not a curated record. Lineage: Eukaryota; Metazoa; Chordata; Mammalia; Artiodactyla; Ziphiidae. Gene Ontology annotation, cellular component: signaling receptor complex. Gene Ontology annotation, molecular function: ATP binding; protein kinase activity. Gene Ontology annotation, biological process: multicellular organism development; axonogenesis; protein phosphorylation.
AUGGAUGUGCCUAGCCACAGCCACAGAUGUGAAAUAUUUCCCAGCCUCCAGCAGGGCCCUGCUGAGUCUGGAGACCAUACAUCUGUAGUGGUCUCAAUGUGCAUAACCGUGUUAGCCCACAAUCGUGUGAGCACCGAGAAGACUUGCACUGACCAAGGAUCCCAUCCAAGAUACCACUGCAUUCAGUUGUCAUGUUUCCUUAGGCUCCUCUUAGCUGUCAUAGUUUCUCAGGCUUUCCUUGUUUUUGAUGACAUUGACAGUUCUGAGGAGUACUGGUCAGAAGGAGGCCCGCCUCCCGCAGCGGAAGAUGCGGCCGAGGAGGAGGCGGCGGCGGCGUGCUCCCGCGGUCCGAAGCGGCGGCAGGCUGCAACGGGCCGGCGGCGCGAUGAGCUGGGCUGCCGCCCCCGGCUCGGGGCUCGGGGCUCGGGGUGGGGCGGGGGGUGGGCGGCGGCGGGCGGCCCACGCUUCUCCUCAGCGGCGGCGGCGGUGGCCAUGCGCAGGACUGGGCGGCCGGGGCCGCCUCCCGUGGACCCGCGGCCUGAGGGCCCCGCCGCCGCCGCCCCUGCCCCGAGGCCGCCGGCGCUGCCUCCCGCGUUCGCGGGGCCCAGCGUGAGCCUCUACCUGAGCGAGGACGAGGUGCGCCGGCUCAUGGGUCUUGUUGCAGAACUUUAUUAUGUGAGAAAUGAUCUUAUGAGUCACCACGCCCUAUCCUUUAACCUGUUAGUACCCAGCGAGAGAAAUUUCCUGCACUUCACUUGGCAUGCAAAGUCCAAGGUUGACUGUAAGCUGGGAUUCCAAGUAGACAAUUUCGUGGCUAUGGACAUGCCCCAGGUCGACAUUUCUGCUCAGGGGGAAGUUCCACGCACUUUAUCAGUGCUUCGGGUCGAGCUUUCCUGUACUGGCAAAGUAGAUUCUGAGGUUAUGAUUCUAAUGCAGCUCAAUUUGACAGUAAAUUCUUCAAAAAACUUUACAGUCUUAAAUUUUAAACGAAGGAAAAUGUGCUGCAAAAAACUUGAAGAAGUAAAAACGUCAGCCUUGGACAAAAACACUAGCAGAACUAUUUAUGAUCCUGUACAUGCAGCUCCAACCACUUCGCCGCGUGUGUCUUAUAUCAGCGUAGGGGUUUGCUGUGCAGUAAUAUUUCUUGUAGCAAUAAUAUUGCUUCAUAGUAUGAAAAGGAUUGAACUGGAUGACAGCCUCAGUGCCAGCAGUAGUUCCCAAGGGCUGUCUCAGCCAUCUAACCAGACGACUCAGUAUCUGAGAGCCGACACACCCAACAAUGCAACUCCUAUCACCAGCUCCUCGGGUUAUCCCACCUUGCAGAUAGAGAAGAAUGACCUGAGAAGUGUCACUCUUUUGGAGGCCAAAGCUAAGGUGAAGGAUAUCGCAAUAUCCAGGGAGAGGAUAACUCUAAAAGAUGUACUCCAAGAAGGUACUUUUGGGCGUGUUUUCCAUGGGAUUUUAGGAGAUGAAAAAGAUCCAAAUAAGGAAAAACAAGCAUUUGUAAAAACAGUUGAAGAUCAAGCUUCUGAAAUUCAGGUGACAAUGAUGCUCACUGAAAGUUGUAAGCUACGAGGUCUUCAUCACAGAAAUCUUCUUCCUAUUACCCAUGUCUGUAUAGAAGGAGAAAAGCCCAUGGUGAUAUUGCCUUUCAUGAAUUGGGGGAAUCUUAAAUUGUUUUUACGGCAGUGCAAAUUAGUAGAGGCCAAUAAUCCACAGGCAAUUUCUCAACAAGACCUGGUCCACAUGGCUAUUCAGAUUGCCUGUGGAAUGAGCUAUCUGGCCAGAAGGGAAGUCAUCCACAAAGACCUGCCUGCUAGGAACUGUGUCAUUGAUGACACACUUCAAGUUAAGAUCACAGACAGUGCCCUCUCCAGAGACUUGUUCCCUAUGGACUAUCAUUGUCUGGGGGACAACGAAAACAGGCCAGUUCGGUGGAUGGCUCUUGAAAGUCUGGUUAAUAAUGAGUUCUCCAGUGCUAGUGAUGUGUGGGCCUUUGGAGUGAUGCUGUGGGAGCUCAUGACCCUGGGCCAAACGCCCUACGUGGACAUCGACCCGUUUGAGGUGGCCGCGUACCUGAAAGAUGGUUACCGAAUAGCCCAGCCGAUCAACUGUCCUGAUGAACUAUUUGCUAUGAUGGCUUGUGGCUGGGGCUUAGAUCCGGAGUAGAGGCCCAAGUUCCAGCAGCUGGUCCAGUGUCUCACAGAGUUCCAUGCAGCCCUGGGGGCCUACGUCUGACUCCUCGCACAGUCCCCCAGCGUCAGGAGGAAGGAGCCUGCCAGGGCUCACUUGC